GGCAACAAAGGGUAUGAAAGAGGAAGGAAGAAGGGAGAAUGCACAAAGCUCUGCCACAUUUGGGCUCCACAACCUCCAACAAUCUGUACUUUCUUCUUACAAACUCCCUCACCUGAAUCCUUUCUUUCAUUUCAACCCUUUAAUUCCUUCUCCCAGCCGCCAUCUUCCAUUGCCCCAUCUCUGACACAGUCCCCAUUUUCCCCAUUUCCUUCCAAUUCUUCCUCCUCCUUCAUCCAUCCACACCCAUCAUUUCUUUCUCUACUUCUCCUCAUCAUUUCCACUUUCUUUUGCUUUUCAAUGAAGCAAGUUUUGUGGGUUCCUCGGGAUUUCACUUUCUUGCAUUGCAUGUGAAUCCCAUCUCCUUUCCCACUCUUUUUUUCUCUCUCUCUCUGUUCUUCUGCUUUCAACUCUCCUCCCCAUUUCAUCAGAUUCUCGAUUUUCUCGUCUCUGAUUCCCUUUUUUCCGGCUCUGGGUUUUGGAUUUGUUCAAUUGUGUAUUUGAUUUUUGAAAUAAGGAUUCUGGGUGCAUCAAUCUUGUUACUCCAUUCAAUUAAGUUUUGAGUAGAUGGGAGACGAUUGACUUGGUUUGAGGGUCGGUAUGAUUUCUCCAGCAUCGAUUUGUUUGUGCUGGAGUAGCGAAAUCGUAUGGUCUCUGUUUCAUUAUUUUCCCGGCACUCAUUGAUUGUAGUUCUUAAUGGAAGCAUCAUCAAAUGGUAAACGCUCGAUAUAUUGUCUUCGCUAUUUCAAUUCAAGGAUUUGCAAAUGCAUUGCCAUAUUACUUGUUAUUCCACUGAUUGUUAGAGCUAUUUUCUUCCCGUCGAUCUCGAGUUUUGGACGGAUUGAAGAGAAUGGCUUAGUAGUCGUCCGUAAUCUAUCUCCAUUUUAUGGUUCCGAUUUCGGUAUUCGUAUUGACAAGUUUUUGGAGGUCCCUCAGAUUGUUUGGGGUUUAAACAAUCAAAAAAUAGCAUUUGCAAGAGCUUCUUUAACUGCAAGAAUGUUGAACCGAACUCUUUUGAUGCCUAGUUUAAGUGCUUCCCUCUUCUAUAAAGAAGUUGAGCGUUUGGAACCAAUUUCCUUUGACAAGAUCUUUCAAUUUGAAGAGUUCAAUUCUCGCUGUAAUGGUUUUGUUCGAUUGGGUCGUUACAUGGAUAUUUCAAAUCGAACGAACCCGAUGGAACUGUCAAAAGGAAGCGGAAGGAAGUGGACGAUCGAGAGGGAUUUGGAACAAUUGAAUGAGUAUAGCAAGGAACCAUUAGAUCAGUCAGAGGUGAUUAGAAUAGUUGGUAAAAAUCCAUUUUUAUGGCAUGAUCACUGGCCUGUAAAGGACUAUGCAAAGGUUUUCGAGUGCUUGGUUUUGGUUGACGAGAUAGAGAAAGAAGCAGAUAAAGUGAUUUCAAGGAUUAGAGAAGUAGGAUCAGAGGUAAGAAGCAAAUUCAAUUCUGAUGCUACUGAUGUUAAAUCUGAGAAGUCGUUGCAACCGGUGCCAUAUAUUGCGGUCCACAUGAGAAUAGAAAUAGACUGGAUGAUUCAUUGUAAGAAGUUAGAACAGAGAUCUAAAAUAAACCAAAUUUGUAGUAGCAAGGAGGAGAUAAUGAAUAGGGUAGGGAACAUUUCGGGACUGACAACGCCAAUGGUCAUUUAUCUUGCCGUGGCAGAUAGUUUACUUAACGAUUCUUCGAUUUUGAAAGGUUGGAAAGAAGGCUUGCUACCUUUUGAAAAGAAGAAAUUAGGCAUUGAUAAGAUCUACAAGAAGUAUCCUUACCUCAUACAGUCAGCAAUCGACUAUGAAGUUUGCUUAAGGGCCGACGUAUUCGUUGGAAACAGUUUCUCUACGUUUUCAAGUCUUGUAGUUCUCGGGAGAACGCAAAAGCUAAUGAAAACGGGGGUCGAAGACCUAUGUGGUACAAAUGUAAGGUGGCCUUCUUAUGCCUAUAACAUAUUAGGUGAUUCAAAUGGUCCUCAGAAAUGGAUAUCUAAUAUGUCUGAUAUAAGCCUCAAGAAAAUUAGCUAUGGCUCCAAUGAUACCUCUUGUCAAUAGCCGCUUACUCGAUUACCCGAGAUCGAUUUGUUAAACUCGUUCCUAUAUUCUGAAUGGAUGGAUGGAUUGAUGAGUUUUGAGGACACUUAGUACAUCAAAAGCAAAAGCAGAGGAUGAUAAAAGAUGGAGAAUAACAACUCAAUUGGUACAGUUUUUGUUUUUAUACACAAUUUAUUGUUUUGUUAGACAUUAGAUGAUAUGAUUAGUAUUUUUUUCAUUUUUGAGAACUCAUUAUUCAGUUUACAAUUUAUUUAUUUAUUUAUUUCUU
This is a messenger RNA of Benincasa hispida (wax gourd), 2305 nucleotides long. Its product is annotated as O-fucosyltransferase family protein. Gene Ontology annotation, biological process: pollen-pistil interaction. The record is from RefSeq and is a predicted model, not a curated record. NCBI's taxonomy places the organism in Eukaryota, Viridiplantae, Streptophyta, Magnoliopsida, Cucurbitales, Cucurbitaceae.